Molecule: messenger RNA, 819 nt
Organism: Camelina sativa (false flax)
Lineage: Eukaryota; Viridiplantae; Streptophyta; Magnoliopsida; Brassicales; Brassicaceae
Source: RefSeq, a predicted model, not a curated record
UUUUUCCAUAUCCGAGUUAAAAUUUUCCAAUUUUUUUCAAGGUUUUCCUUUUCCUUUUGCCACAUGUAUUACCCUAGUCUCUAUAAAUUAAACUUCAAAAGCCAGAUUAAGAGUUAAGUUUCAUAAUCUCUCUGACUCUCGAUUUGAUAUUGUCUCUCUCGUAAUCCCUUCUUAGAUUCAUAUUUGGUUUCUUCGAUAAUUCACACGAAACGAAACAUGGCGAUAGAGAAACAACAAGAGAUUAACGAGUCGCAGAUCGGACUCACCUUGUUCUCCAAGCAACGUCGUAAUAUGACCGACAACGAUAAACUCUGCUUCGUCGAUUCUCCUCCGUCAUUCAACUCCUCGGGAUCGCCUCCUUCUACUGAUGCAAUCAUCAUCAUCGAUGACGAUGAGGAGGUAACCCUAGAGCGGCCGAAGAAGAAGAAACGGAGAUUAGGGUCUUGGUGGGACAACGUCGAACCAUUCGACGAAUUAAUGUGCGUGGUCAAGGGGGCACCGAAAGCGAAGGAAGACAAUGAUGUUACAUCAAGAGCGGAUUCGUGUUUUUCUUCUACUGAUCUUAACGAGACGGAGACGGAGAAGAAGAACGACGAUGACGAUGAGAUAUCACAUCCGAAGAAGAAGAAGAACGAGGAAAGCGUCGGUGAGAGUACUACUACGAGGAAUAAGAAGGAUUAUGACCACGUGACCCUUGAGGAUUUAGAAGUUUCGAUGGAAGAUCUCAAGAGUAUCCCAUGGGAAUCGUUUGAUACGACAUGGGAGAUUAGGUCGGAUCCAUGGCUUGGUGGCUACCUGGAAGACUUUGUUUCUCUUUAA